UACUUUUAUUCCCUUGGAUUUUUUGUUUUUUUGUGGAUCAUGGAAUACAAGAUCAAAAGAAGAGACAAAAACUGGUCAAAUGUAUCUUCUACCAAAAUUUCAUCAGCUCACUGGCCUUUUAGAUAUUGUGAUAUCGUAGAAGUACAAUCAUGUAAGGAAAUUUUUGGAACAGAAUUAUGGAACCAAAUACAGGCUAAAGAUACAUUACAUUGUAUACACUCAUGGAAUAGAACACAGAUGGUGAAAAGCCGACAGAUGGUAUCCAGUCGUAAAUUCAACUAUGGAAAUUCUCAUGAUCAAGCUAAAACCCUUUUCAAUGUUUUUCUUUUGAAACAUUUUGAAGAAAUUUUUGUCUCGCAACAAGGUGUUAGCUUACCACCAUUUGAGAUAUAUGUAGCUCCUGGUUGUUAUGUAGAAUAUAAACCAAAGGUUGAUAUUUGUUUAUUGGACCAAACUAGUGAUAGAACUAUGUGCCUGAACAUAAUUGAAAAUUGUUCAAAGCAGAGUAUUGAAGAUAGUAUGUACCAGACAAUGUUUUGCACAUUAAGUGGAUGUAGCUCGACAGCCUACUGCUUUGUGAUAAAAGAAAACUUUGGAGGAUGUUUCAAGGUGUAUGCUGGGAAGGUUGAAUGGCCGCCAGAGAUGUUACAAAUGUUGAUGAUUUGUGGUAGUGAUGUAUCUAGACAAUUAGGAUUUAAUCAUCGCAUUCAUUCUCGACCAAUAAGUGCAAAAUAUGCAUACCUAGGAACAAUAAAUACAAAUGAACACGAUUGUCCAACAAUGGCUCUGUUUCUAAAUACAAAAGAAUCACUGUCAUCAAUUGAUAAGCCUCGUUUUCUACCUCUAACUCAAAGUAUGCAAAGUAUUGUGGACAAAAGAAAAACAACACACAAUCAUAUCUCAAAAUGUAUACUUGAUAGAGAAAAAGGGUGCAAUGACAGAUUUGAAGAAAGUGCAUCAAUAAGUUAGAAAACGGAUUUAAUUUCAAAUUAACCAACCUUGCAGAGGAAGCAGCUGUUACGCCAUUUAUCUUAUCAGUUUAAUUGGUCUACAGUAACCAUGCAUUAUGCAGUCUUUGGCAGAUGGUUACCAUUUGGUCAUAAUGCAUUGUAGUACAUCAGUUAUUUACUUUCCACACUUUUUAAAGAACAUUUAUACAUGCCUUGUGAUUUGACAUCUUGUCCUGGUGCAUACAUAGAUUUAUAUUACUAAUGGUAUACAUAUAUAUGAAAAUUCAAAGAGCAUGCUGAAUUGCUGUUCAUAUUUUA
Mytilus trossulus (common blue mussel) is the source of this 1268-nucleotide messenger RNA. RefSeq lists its product as uncharacterized. The transcript has 5 exons. Lineage: Eukaryota; Metazoa; Mollusca; Bivalvia; Mytilida; Mytilidae. The record is from RefSeq and is a predicted model, not a curated record. Bases 40 to 969 code for a protein of 309 amino acids.